AUUUCUCAUUUCUUCUUUUUAAGGGAAUGGUCAAUAAAUAUUACAUUACAGUGCCUAGCUGCCGUGUGAAGCAACUGCAGAUUCCGAUUUUCAAUCAAUAGAAGUUUCCUGUUGUUGAACUUGUGGCUGAGAUUUGGCUGUCACAUACCGUGGCGGCUGAGGAUUCGUCUUUAUGAAAGAGGACGUUAAUACAGGUGUCUGAUUACCUGAGGAAUGAUAGACAGAGACGAGGAACAGGUACAGCAUUCACUAUAGUGUGACAGUGUGUCAUGAAUCAUGGAUCUUUGCUAGGAUCUGCAAUCAAAGUGAGCAAUAUAAAUACUGUUUAUUGAAUUGGGAAAACACUGCGGAGUAAAGUGUAGAGAAAGAGAUUAUAUGAGCUGACAUUAGGGCAGUUUUGCUGUCCUGUAUUUAAUGCUAUUGAAUUCAUGAUUGGCGUGACGGAUUUCAAGAUCUGGCAACAAAUCAACGCCAUUACGUUUUUUCCCUGACAGAAGAAACACCAUGACUACCUUUCACUUUCAUCUCAACACGACAGAUCCAGAAUUACUAAGAAAAUUAAACAACUCUCUUAUAAUUGAAAUCAAAGGAGAACCUGUAGCCUUCAAGGACAGCAAUCUAAAUGAGCUUCUGUAUGUGGUCGUGGUGAUCAUGUUCUACGGCACAGCAUUAAUGGUUCUGAUAGGAACCCAAAUCCGGAAGCAACGGAGAGAGGGCCAGGAAGUGGACUAUUAUGAUGAGUACCUAGAAAGAAACAAUGAAGACAGCAAGAAGACGUUGUUGCCUAAAAUAGACGUCAAACUCAGCGUUCCACUGGAAGCGGAUGAGAUCAAGACGUUGUUGCCUAAAACAGACGUCAAACUCAGCGUUCCACUGGAAGCGGAUGAGAUCAAGACGUUGUUGCCUAAAACAGACGUCAAACUCAGCGUUCCAUCGGAAGCGGAUGAGUUCAAGACGGAAACGGGCAAACCUUCACAAAAUCUUCGGAAAAUAUGAUGGAGGUGUAUGAGUUUUGAAAAUGUCAUCAAGCUAAAAAAUAAUAUACUGCAAUACUCAUGAUCUAAUAUUGCUUCAUUAUUAAUGAUUAUUCAUAUCUUGUUGUGUUAAAAUCAUUGUGUGCAUCUACAUAUUUCAUAGAGUAUCAUGCAAUCGUCUACAAAAAUAAAAACUAAAACAUCCAAA
Messenger RNA from Ostrea edulis (European flat oyster), 1182 nucleotides. RefSeq lists its product as uncharacterized. NCBI's taxonomy places the organism in Eukaryota, Metazoa, Mollusca, Bivalvia, Ostreida, Ostreidae. The transcript is spliced from 2 exons. The coding region runs from base 505 to 996 and encodes 163 amino acids. The record is from RefSeq and is a predicted model, not a curated record.